GCAGGCGUACCGCAUCAGUCUUAGCUGUUAGCACUUUUCACACUUUCCGCCGCCGUCGUGUAAGUUUGGGGGAGAUGACUAUGGAUAUGACUUUCCUCGGGACCGGCUCGGCCUACCCGUCUCCUCACCGCGGUGCCUCGGCUCUGGUGCUGCGGACUGAGGGGGAGUGCUGGCUGUUUGACUGCGGGGAGGGGACCCAGACCCAGCUGAUGAAGAGCCAGCUCAGAGCCGGUCGAAUCACCAAGGUUUUCAUCUCCCACCUGCACGGAGAUCACCUGUUUGGUCUGCCUGGUCUCCUCUGCACUGUGAGCCUCAACACCAACCCUGAGCAGCAGAACCUGAACUGUGUUGACAUCUAUGGGCCCCGGGGCCUCCGGCACUUUCUAAGGGUGACACUUGGCCUCACAGGAUCACAGCUGCUCUUCCCUUAUGCAGUACAUGAGCUGGAGCCCACAACUGAACAGAGUCCACAGGAGGGACAGCUCAGCCUGGAGAUAACAGCGGAGCGCGGUCCUCUGCACCCACAGGAGCAGCCAGGCAGAACAAUCCCCCUGGAUGUCUCCAGUGACUGUUACCACCUCUUUGAGGACAAGACGUUUGUAGUCAAGGCCUUCAGGUUGUUUCACCGUAUCCCCUCCUUUGGUUUUUGCAUUCAGGAAAAAGAUCGACCUGGAAGAUUGAAGACUGAAGUCCUGAAGGAACUAGGCUUGAAACCUGGGCCGUUGUAUGGACGCCUGAAAGCUGGUGAGCCUGUGACUCUGGAGAGCGGGCGUGUCCUUCUGCCUAGUGAUGUGCUGGAAGAAGCAAUUCCUGGAAGAAAAGUUUGCAUCUUAGGAGACUGCAGCUCAGUUCUUGGGGAAGGUCCACUCAGGUUGUGCAAUGGAGCAGAUGUCCUGGUUCAUGAGGCCACCCUCGGGGACGAGCAACGAGAGAAAGCCGUGGAUCAUGGACACAGUACACCUGAGAUGGCGGCAGCUUUGGCUCGGACUUGCUGUGUGCAGAGCCUGGUGCUGUACCACUUCAGCCAGAGGUACAAACCCUGUUCCCUACAGAAGGAAGGGGGUGAGGACGAUGUCUCGGAGCUAAAGAGACAGGCGGAAGAUGCUCUGCAGGACAGUGGUGUAAAAGUGACUCUGGCUGAGGACUUUCUUACUCUGCCCAUUCUGCUCAAAAGAACAAGGUUGUCAACAGAAAACACAAAAUAAUGUUAAAAAAAGAAAAAAAAAACAACUCAAUGUUUAUGUACAAUUC
Molecule: messenger RNA, 1251 nt
Organism: Plectropomus leopardus (leopard coralgrouper)
Lineage: Eukaryota; Metazoa; Chordata; Actinopteri; Perciformes; Serranidae
Product: zinc phosphodiesterase ELAC protein 1
Cellular component (GO): nucleus
Molecular function (GO): 3'-tRNA processing endoribonuclease activity
Source: RefSeq, a predicted model, not a curated record